Drosophila miranda is the source of this 1234-nucleotide messenger RNA. Its product is annotated as G-box-binding factor-like. Lineage: Eukaryota; Metazoa; Arthropoda; Insecta; Diptera; Drosophilidae. Bases 959 to 1225 code for a protein of 88 amino acids. The transcript is spliced from 2 exons. The record is from RefSeq and is a predicted model, not a curated record.
UCGAUUAAACAUGUCCAAUCGUUCGCCGUCAGCUUUCCAAUCGCCGGAAAGCGCACGCAUCGAACGCCGCCGCCGUUUUCCCGGUUCCCGCUUCCCACCUCACACUCACUCACUCUGCGUGUAUGCGUUUAUGCGUCUGUGUUUGUUUGUGUGUGUGUGUGCUGGCCUCUGUUCCAACAACAGCAACAAAAGCAACAGCAACAACAAAAUUUUUAAAUAACAAAAAAUUGUGCAAAAAAUAAGGAAGAAAAAUCAACAGCUGCUGCAUUUGCAGAAAUCAAACCAAAAGGAUAAGGGAAAACCAACACCCUCCCAAAAAUCUGAUCUGAAAAUAAACGAAAAGUGAAUCCCCUAAAAGUAUACCAAAUUAAAGAAAAGGGAUCCCCCCCCAAGGAAUAUAUAGCAUAAAAAUAAAAUAAAAGUAAAGCUCUAAAAUAUUUACAAAAAUAAUAUACGAUUUUAAGUGAUAAUUUUCUUACCCCCAAAAGAGUUUACCCUAAAAAAUAUACAAUAAUAAAAAAAUGCGCUAAAAGUUCUGGGAAAACUUCAGCAAAAAGUGCUCUCAAAGAAAGAAGAAAGAAGUGCUUAAAAGAAUUACUUCAAAACCAGAAGGAAAAAUAUCCAAAAAUACAAAAAAAGAACGUGAAAACCUAAAGGAAAACAAAAGAGAAUAAGAGUAAGAAGUGAUCCCAAAACAUGAAGAAAAAGUGAAGAAGGAGGAAAACAGGAAUAAGAAAUAGCAGGAAAAAGUGUUAGCAACAGGAAGAAACCCAAAAAGAAGAUUGUAUUCUAAGUAGAUUUAUUUCUAGCAUAUUCUUCCUUCAAAAAAAAUAAUAAUAUUACUAUUAAAUAAAAAGAGAGCGGGAAAGAGAGGUAGAGAGCUCUCUCUGCUAAUGUGUGCGCGUGUGACUGCGUGGAGAGGGUAAAACUACAAGCUGAAAGUGCUUGGUGGCAGAAUAUGGAUAGCGUCUGCCACCACUCCACCUCGCCAACCCGCUACCUCGCCGCUCAACGACAUCAUUAUCAUCACCUUCAGAGUCAGAAUCAGAAUCAGCAUCAGCAUCAGCAUCUGCACCAGAAGCAGCAUCAACAGCAGCUUCAACAUCGACAGCAGCAGCUGAGCGACAACAUAGCAACGGAUCCACGUGCCACGUAUCACCUGAGCAGCAAGCUGGCCAUUGCAGGAGCGCUAGCAGGCCACAAAGAUGCCACCGCUGCAACAUGAACAAUUGAU